Molecule: messenger RNA, 240 nt
Organism: Colletotrichum spaethianum
Lineage: Eukaryota; Fungi; Ascomycota; Sordariomycetes; Glomerellales; Glomerellaceae
Exons: 1
Coding region: 1-240 (79 amino acids)
Source: RefSeq, a predicted model, not a curated record
AUGGCAGGCAAAAAUGGUCAAGUCAUGGAGGCUGCAGCCAGUGGGAGCGAUUCAACGACGACAACGCUCACACUGGUGACUGCGGCAUUGGUGAUGAUUCCGCUGGCCCUCAUGCUCAAGAAGCUCCUGUUUCCCGAUUUCGACCCCCGAGAGCCUCCUGUUCUCCGACCAAGGCUGCCCUUUUUCGGACACAUUGUCUCUCUGGUGAGAGAGUCGGGUAACUUCUACGCCCGACUGUAG